Molecule: messenger RNA, 846 nt
Organism: Camellia sinensis
Lineage: Eukaryota; Viridiplantae; Streptophyta; Magnoliopsida; Ericales; Theaceae
Source: RefSeq, a predicted model, not a curated record
AUGAAGAAGCUGGAGGACCAGGCCGAGGAGGACCAGGUCGAGGCUGCCAUCAAGGCCAAGAACGAUGCCGAAGAAAAGGUUGGUGCUGCUGAGGCAAUAAACAAAGUCCUUCAAACCCAACUGAAAGAGGUUAAGGACAAAAUGGCUGAGGCCCAAAGGGAGCUUCAAGACGCCAUGGCUACCAAAGAGGCUGAAAUCAAGGCCGUCGACGAGAAGGGCUAUAAUAAAGGGGUGGCCGACGUCACGGCGGACUAUGAAAAGCAAGUGAAGCAGAGGAAGCAGAGAAAGCGCAGUACAUCUGAACUGAGAGCACCAGAACAGUGGUUCCCCCCAUCAGUGGACAGUUGGACUGAGACCCUCAUUGAGACAAAUCUGCCAGUAGUUCAGACAUAUCGAAGCAGUAUGACAACACCGACAAGAGUUGAGGAAAUGAUACGCCAGAUGCAGGAAACUAUGCGGGCCAUGCAGCAAGAUGCUGUCCGCCGGGAUGAGCUUGCUAAGCAACAAGCUGAGAUUAUGACCCAACAGGCUGAGCUUAUCACCCGACUGCAACAACAGAGCACAGCAUCUGCUUCACACCAAAUUCCUCCUCCGACAGGACCCCCAUUACCUGAGAAGGCUCCUGUUAUUCAGGACAUCCCUCCAAACACCCAGAAUACUAUACCGACUAUCCAAAAUCUGCAAGAGGACACAAGUCUUCCAACGGGGUCAGCCCCGCCCCCGAUUCCACCACAACUGUCCAAGGUCCAUACACCCAAUCACCCGGACUCUCCAUCCGAGGUCGAGGUUGAUCAAACACUGGACCAACCUGAAGCUUCCGGGAAGGACAGAGAAGCAGAAAGAUAG